Colletotrichum destructivum is the source of this 273-nucleotide messenger RNA. RefSeq lists its product as uncharacterized. The coding region runs from base 1 to 273 and encodes 90 amino acids. The record is from RefSeq and is a predicted model, not a curated record. The transcript has 2 exons. Lineage: Eukaryota; Fungi; Ascomycota; Sordariomycetes; Glomerellales; Glomerellaceae.
AUGUCGUCUUGGUGUUGUAUCCUGGAGAAGCGCAUCGCCGUACUCGUCAAAGACGCCCCCGCGGAUCGAGUAAUCGACAACAGGUCUUCCCGCACGCCCCCGCCCGGUUGCGCGACGAAACAAGUCGACGUCCUGGUUCCGAAUACCCUGUAUGACGGCUUUGGCCUUGUGCCGUACGUACUCGGGGGCUUCUUUUUUACAAUUUUCGAAAUACGAUAUCCACGAAGGCAUGCAGUGUAUUUAUUCCAUGAUACGAGACGGGCAUUUGGAUGA